Protopolystoma xenopodis is the source of this 171-nucleotide messenger RNA. Lineage: Eukaryota; Metazoa; Platyhelminthes; Monogenea; Polystomatidea; Polystomatidae. The record is from the annotation of a GenBank genome assembly.
AUGCCUGAUCCGGGCACAAAUGGGCAGACGAGAUUGGCCCUCAGAGCCACCACUUCCCGGGACGGAGAUGUGAAGAUGAACAGCCCAUCAUAUCUUCAAGUCGGCACGAAGAAAGCUUGUCACAGCGAAAGAUGCGCCCAUUUGCUUGACCCUUUUGCGGGGUAUUGGUAA